This is a messenger RNA of Prosopis cineraria, 1985 nucleotides long. Its product is annotated as ATP-dependent DNA helicase PIF1-like. Gene Ontology annotation, molecular function: ATP hydrolysis activity; DNA helicase activity. NCBI's taxonomy places the organism in Eukaryota, Viridiplantae, Streptophyta, Magnoliopsida, Fabales, Fabaceae. Bases 198 to 1703 code for a protein of 501 amino acids. Gene Ontology annotation, biological process: DNA repair; telomere maintenance. The transcript is spliced from 2 exons. The record is from RefSeq and is a predicted model, not a curated record.
UGUGCAGGGAAAAAUCAAUUUACGUUACCUUAAAUCUUCAUCUUCUUGGUUCUGAAUUCCUUAGUUCAAGAAAUGUGAUCUUAGUAUGGUACCUACCUGUAUGAAACCUCACAGCAUCAAAUAUGGCAAAUGAUUCAGACUUACUCCAAAUCUCGAUGACGCAACCUUGUAUCGUCUCUCAUUGUUUGUGAAGAACAAUGAAAUUUCUAACCGUUGUAGUUGCCGUUGCUGUUGCCGCAUGCAGGAAAUUCAGCUCCAAGAGUUCUGGAAAGCCACGGAAGUGGAUUUACGGUGAAUUGAAGAAGAAGGACAAUGCUAAAGAGAGAAAGCAGCAUAAGCCUAAAAUCGAAUGGACGGACGAGCAGAUGAGUACGUUGGCUGCAAUUUCUCGGGGCAAUUCAGUGUUCAUCACGGGCUCGGCUGGGACUGGAAAAACCCUAUUUCUUCAACAGGCGAUCAAAAGGUUAAGGAUUUUAUACAAACUGUCUAGAGUUUCUAUUACGGCCUCAACUGGGAUUGCAGCCUGUGCUCUCAAAGGUCAAACUCUGCACUCCUUUGCUGGUAUUAGUAACCCAACUGAUAAUCGUGAAGCUAUAUUAGAUAGGAUUAUUAACAACAAGAGGGCCUGCAAGAGGUGGCGUAAUGUUCAAGCAUUAGUUAUAGAUGAAAUCAGCAUGAUAGAUGCAGAUCUGUUUGAUAAUCUCGAGCACAUUGCUAGAGAAAUGAAAGGUGUAGAGCGUGUCUGGGGGGGAAUUCAGCUGGUUGUUAGUGGGGAUUUCUUUCAGUUACCACCCAUUCCCAAUAAGAAUUCUUCCAGUGGAAGCGUGAAAUUUGCUUUUGAAGCUGAUAGUUGGGACAAGAGCUUUGAUAUACAGAUAGAAUUGACUAAGAUCUUUAGGCAGUCUGACAUCCUGCUCAUCAAGUUGCUUCAGGCUAUAAGGACAGGGGAGAAUGUUCCCCAGGAUUUGGAAUUCCUCGAACAAUCUUGCAUCCCAGAGUCCGAGUGUGAUCCCUCUGUAGUACGACUUUUACCAUUGAACAAAGAUGUGGAGAAGGUGAACCGAGAGAGGCUCAACAGCCUGCAAAAAGAGGUCCUUGUUUAUAACGCACUUGAUCAUGGUGGUCAGUCAUGGAGGAGGCAGCUCAGUCUAGGGAUGGCGCCCGAUUCCAUAUCCAUUUGUGAAGGUGCACGGGUUAUGCUGGUAAAAAAUUUGAACACCUUUACAGGGUUGGUCAAUGGUGCAACCGGAGAAGUUGUGGGGUUUGCCCGCGCAAAGAAUUACGACGAAGUAUGCCCUCAUUUGCUGCUGCCAAUAGUCAAAUUUGACUCGGGAAAAACUAUGGCUGUGGAGCCAGCAGUUUGGCGAAUAAUGGAUGGGGAUGAAGUCGUUGCUUGGAGGAAACAGAUUCCUCUGAUACUGGCAUGGGCUUUUAGCAUUCACAAGUGUCAAGGAAUGACUUUGGACAGAGUUCACACUAACUUGUCAAGGGCAUUUGGCUGUGGCAUGGUGUAUGUGGCUCUUUCUCGUGUUAGAACCUUGAAGGGUCUUCAACUAUCUGGUUUCACUCGCUCGAAGAUUCGAGCAGACCCUAAGGUCUUACAGUUCUAUAAAAGUUUUGCUCUUCCACGUUUUAAGGACCAUAUGGAUGCCACUGUGCUUAUGAAAGAUUAUCAAAGCUCAGACCCUGUACGAAAGUAUUAGACCCAUUUCUGUGUCUAAAUUUUCUCAGGUAACAAAUUCAAGAUCUAAAUCCAUCCCUAUUGAAUCCUCAAAUUCUUAAACCCAUACUCUUUUAACUUGAUUUUUUUUUUUUUUUUUUACAAAAAAUGGUUAACUAAACUGAAAUUCAUUGACAUGACUGUCCAUGAAGUUUUAAUUUGUGUACAGGUACUUGUAAAUUGAUAUCUUGAUUCUUGAGGAAAGAUGAAGUCCUCAGAAAAAUGCCCAGACCUAUCAAAUGGGUGAAAUUUUUGAGUUCUUGUA